AUGGAGAAUGAUCCACAGGAAGAGGUCAUAGAUACCUCAACUCAAAAGUUUUCUGCAAAGCCAAGAGCCAUUGAUAGACCAAUGUCAGCCAUAAAAAGAAUGAUGAUGCAGAAGAGAGAAGAGAAAAAGCAGCCUUCAAAGGAACCUGGACUUCCACUUGAGUGCCCCUAUUCAGGAUGUAUGAGAAAAUUUGUAAGCUCUGAACAGCUCACCGGUCAUAUCAGCAGAAGUCAUAAAACAAAAGAUGAAGAUGGGUCCCAGAAGACGGCUAGUACUCCUAUGCCAGUUAAAGCUAAAGCUAAGGAUCAAGAAAUAGGGGAGGAGCAGAAAAAGUUUUUAAAAGAAAUUGUACGCAAGAACAAACCUCAUGACUACAAACCAAGACCUGCUACAAGUUUUGUUCCAGAAAAUCAGCAGGAAAAUGCAGGUUUCAAAUGGCUCAAAAAUGUCAGGCCGGAAGAAGUUCCUGAAGGAGUGAGGUAUAAAUAAAAGAUCUCGCCCCCAAACAGCCAUACCUAAGGCGAAGACUUUACUUGAAAAGAACGAUUUCAUUGAGAAAAAGCUGAAAGCUUUACAAGAUAUAGAAUCCAAAAUUGAUUCAGAAAUCUCAUUUGAGAUAGACAUUAAAAACAAAGAGCAAAAUCAGGAUAAAGGAAUCGAUGCAGACCUAGAGCUAGUUCUAGAAAAAUCAAACUGAGAUACUCUAGAACAGAUAGAAUGCUUAAUAAUCCGGGAAGGAAAUAUCAGAAAAUUUGAAAAUACUCCGAAAAUGAACUUUGAUGACAUGGUCAAUAUUGAAUGCCUCUGUCUUUCUCAUAAUUUACUAAAGGAUAUCACAAGUAUCGGAACAAUGACAACUUUAGUAGAACUGAAUCUGAACUUUAACCUGAUCUCUGAUAUUAUGGCACUUGAAGAAAUGACUAAUCUGGAGAAACUAUAUCUAGCUCACAAUAAGAUAGCAGAUAUAACACCUAUCGCUAAUCUAAAGAGACUUGAUACAGUAGAUUUCACCAAUAACGAUAUUUUUUACGAAGAAAGUACCUUAAAUACUCUUUACCAACUUCCAAAGCUCAAGGAUCUGUCAAUCUCCAAAAAUCCAGUAUACUCAAAGGAAGGAUUUAAGCACCAUCUUGUCCUAAAGCUACGCUUACAAACUCUGGAGUAUGAGAAAAUUACAGAUCUUGAUAAAGACAUUGCAAGGAUGUUUUAUAAGCAAUCAGGACUUUCCCUACCUGAGCCAAAGAAGCAGCAAGUAAGAGUCCAAAGAAGCGCUAAGCCAUCUGAAGAGAACGAGGAGAGCAGCUAUCCCUCCUCUAACAAAGAGAACAAAAACCUAAAAUCCCGUUUGAAAAAGGUGAAAUUUGAUGACCAAGAGUCUACUCUCACAAACGGCCAGUUAGAACUGCGUAAACUUCACAAGAGGAUAUCUAAACUAACUGAAGAGAAUGAGCAGCUAAAGCUCCAACUGACUGAGAAGAACUAUGAGUUCACGUACAAAGAAAACCAAAUCAUGAAAAUUGAACUGAACAAUAUGUACAUCCUUGAAGAAGAAAACAAGGAUCUUAAGAAGGAUCUUGAUAAAUACAGAAAAAUGGAGCUAGAAGGUGAGAUUGGCAACUACAUGGAUGGAAAGCUCAUUCCUGAAAGCGAGAAAGUUAAAGCCCUCAAGAGCGAGAAUGAGAUGCUCAAUGUCAGAAUAGGAGAACUGCUGGAGAGACUUUAUAAAGUCGAGCAGAAGACAGAAGAGAUCGAGACUAGAGCAACCAAGAAUUCAGCACAGGAAAUUGACCAAAAGAUUAUACUUAGCAAGAUGUAUGAUGGGCCACUUGAAAGACCCCAGACUGCUCAAGCGGAGUCUGGGUAUGAUCCAUUGUUGAGUAAGAUUGAGGAGGAGCUCGACCUUGAUAUUCAGAAGAUGCUUGAGAGGAAUAAGAAGCAGCUAAGUGAGCUCAAGCAUGAAAUGGAGGAAGUUAAAAACAUGAGACCUCCUCGUAAGAGAGCCUAAAUUUAGCACUUGAGUUCAAAAGUAUUU
Messenger RNA from Moneuplotes crassus, 2032 nucleotides. The record is from the annotation of a GenBank genome assembly. NCBI's taxonomy places the organism in Eukaryota, Ciliophora, Spirotrichea, Euplotida, Euplotidae.